This is a messenger RNA of Spodoptera litura, 5326 nucleotides long. RefSeq lists its product as uncharacterized. The record is from RefSeq and is a predicted model, not a curated record. Gene Ontology annotation, molecular function: nucleic acid binding; zinc ion binding. NCBI's taxonomy places the organism in Eukaryota, Metazoa, Arthropoda, Insecta, Lepidoptera, Noctuidae.
CAUAGACUAUAGACGAGACAAAACUACUAGCAUUGCCUGUAGUUGCUUAACCAAUAUACUGUACUUGUAAAAUACGGAUAAAAAGCUUAUAAUUACUAAUGUUACAAUCGGAAAUUCUGGGAUUACAACCAUCACAUUGUUACGGUAAUUGCGUGUGCCAAAAAUUAUAAGCAACGGACGCGCUUCGGCUGCAGGGGACCGGUUGAUUCUUUACAUAAAAUUUCAAUGUGUUCUGGAAAUGGUUUGCAAAGAGGACGUGGUAUCAUGGUUUAAAGAAUUGGAAAGCUAUAAACGCAUAGACGCGAUGUGUACGUUAUUAAAUAUGUGUUUGCCAUUUGAACUACGUUUCAUUGGCACAUACCUAGAGGAGCUGGGUAAGCGGGACUUUCAGGAGUUGCGUGGUGCUGAACUGAGAGCCAACAACCCCACAGACCUGGCUGCGGACAUUGGAGGCGCCAACACAGACCCCAGGACGCGGCGGAAAAUGGCCUUGUACGUGUCGUUGCUACGUUCGUGUAAUUUCGCGUGUGCUACCACAUUGUACAAUGCCAUGGUCAGUUUGGAGCAGAGUGGGUUGUUGAAAGGCUUGUACGGUGAUCUCCUCGAAGAAAUUUUACUUCUGUACACAAUGGCGUUACAUCAUCCGGCGUUUACAUUUGAUCAAAAAUCGCAUUUUGGUGAAAUACUAGAGAAAUUAAAAAUGGAAGACCAGAGGAUACAAUUUCCAGAGCCACAAGAUCAUAUAAACGUAGUACCAGUGAGUGCAUGCCAUACACAAUCUAAUAUCACGGGCAACAUGACAAUCCCACCACCUAACUUGUCUAGCUUGGGGCCACCGCCUGGUAUUGUGUUUGUCAAAACACCUGGGGUGCAGCCGCCUAGUACAGACACAGUGCCUGAACUCAGCUCUCCACCAGUUCUGACAGGAGCUGGGGGAGUAGUGCAAAUGUUGGGUGAAGUACCUCACCCACCUCCUGGUCUACCGAUGCCACAAUACAAUAUGGGAGACUACAUAGGACACAAUGCAUGGCCUGCAAAUAUCAUAGUGUCACCUAUUAAUCAACCACUUGAGGUAAUAAAUUACACGGCUGCUAGUGGUGCGCCGACGUCGCCCCUAGUGUCGUCGCCGGGCGACAGUCGCGCCGCGUCGCCUCGCUCGCGCCGCCGACUGUCGAGGGACCGCUCGCCGCCUCCCCCGCCAGUCGGACCACCCGACCAGCCUCCACUGCCGCACCAACUUGCCGCCAACUUUGAAAACAUGUCUGUCGCCGAGAUGCGUCAUAACAUUGGUGACGAACGAUUAAGAGAACUGGUGGUACAUCAGCAGCAAUAUAGAUCAUUGGAGAAGCUAAACGGCGUGCGACGACUGACCGGUCCGUACUGCGCGGCGACACGCUCGUCGUCCGACAGCGGGUCGAGCGCCGCGUCGUCUCCGCCCGACACACCGGCGCCGCCGCAGCGCCGCGCCACGCCGUCUGCGCCGCCUCCAAUUCCGUUCCUUCAGUACCCGCGGCCCUUCGGGUACCCGACGCCGCCGCCCACAUACCGCCAGCCGCCGCCACCGUUCGCCAACGGGGAGCCGCCUCCAUACCCGGCGGCGGCGCCGUACGCCGGCUUCGUGUCGGUGCUGUACGCGCCGCCGAAGCUGUCGUGCUGGAACUGCGGCGCGGCGGGACACGCGGGCCACGAGUGCAAGGAGCCCAGUAUGGAGGAGAUGACGCGCGCGGGCGGCUACCAGUUGGACUUUGGCGGCGCGCCGCCCGAGCCGAGCGACAAGUAGGGGCGCCGCCGAGCCGAAGGGAACUCUUCGCGACGUCCUUGUGUGAUCUGUCCAGAUUAGUACCAAAGUGUGAGGUCAAAAAUUGUAAAUAUCGACCCGGUCGGCCCGUGCGGCUGCUAUCGGUACCCGGCGUGAUAUGAACCCUUGGAACGUGAAACCCGAAGGAUUUCUUUUGACAUAGUAUGAGAUAUUAGGUAGAUCUAUGAUGUUAAUAUUACGAGCGCUUAUCGGACUAAUUUAUUAGGGUGAUGAACUUUUAUCUGUAAUGUUUAAGAGUAAUUGCACUUUCGAUGUAUUUAGAAUUUGAUGACAUUCCAAUUAUUGAAUUUCCUUACAGAACGUCUGGUAUUAAAAGUAUCAUGAACAUACACAGAUGGCUUGUAUAAGUCUGACUGAAAAUUUCCAUGAUUUCAUUACACAACUAUUACACAUAAAACAAGUCAGUUUUUAAAUAUAAAAAUCAUGUUUUGUGAAGCAGUACACAAUUUAUAACAAAAACGAUAUGCUUCCUACAGUCAGAUAAAAAGUUAAAGGAUAAGGCAGCCUCUAACUAGAGUUUGCUAUUAAUAUUUAUUUGGUUAAAUGCAAUGUGGGUUUAUACAUGUAAUAUUUAAAAACGCAAAAUGUUAAAUUGAGUGUUUUAAAAUGUAGAAGUUAUUAUUUUUCUGUGUUGAUUUGUAUUUUUUUUUUGUAUUAUUAAAAAACUAUGCAACAAGCAAAUGAGUUAUUAUAGGCAAAAUUGCUGGAUGACGAUUUCAUAAACUUGACUGGGAAAAAGUAUCUAUGAACAUAUUUGCAUACAUUUAGUUUUGCAUUGUCUGUUGUAAUUAACUUUUUUUCCUAAAUUCUAGUCGUUCUAAUGCGGUAACGGAGCAGAGACUGCUGAUUGUAAAGCAAAAUGGUUUCCUAAAGAAAAUACGACGAAGUAACAAAUCUUACAGAUCAACCAUCAGAAACUGUUAAACAAUCCCAAAUUGAAAGUGCAAUUAUUUAUAAACAAACACGAAGCAAACAGUUCUUGUAUAGAAUUUUCAGGGAAUUCCAAUUAUAACAGCAGCACCAGUAAUAAUAGUUUUAUUUAAUUGGCAGCUUCAAAGAAUUUAAAAUUAAGAUUUUGUAUGAUAAAGUAAAAAGUUGAUAAAAAGAAUUGGUACAAACACAUAAUUUGAUCAAUUUUAUUAUCUUACAAAUAGUUAACAUGUCAUUAAAAAUGAGUGCCAUAAAUUGGUGUAUAAUAUAAUUUUCAUGUUUAGUCAGUACGGAGUUUUAAAAUUAAUUUAAGUCGUAGCAUGAUACAGUGAAUUAAGUCCCAUCAAUACUUAUUUAUAGUUUUUCUAAACCAGUUUCACGCGACAUCUAUACGAUGAGAAUAUAGCUGUAGGUAGGUAUGAAAUCAUCACAAAUGAAUUUCAAAACUAAAUACUUCUUGCCACAUAAUUAAAAAGGUUGUUUUUGGAAUUGUUAUCAAACAUAAAUAUGUAUUUUAAGUGAAAGAUUUACUACAUAUAACUGUUUAUGUUAUACAAUUAAUGCACAUGACAAGUUAGUACAUCUACAUUAGUACAAAUUGAAAUUGGUAUGAGUUGAAAAUUUGAAUUAAGUCGAUUAGUUAAGAGAUUUCAUUAGGCGACAUGGUUUAUAAGAUAGUGUAUUAACAUAAUGAUAGAAAUAUUCUAGUGUUUGUUUUAAUUGUUAAUAAUAUAAUCAAAAGCAAGUGUGAAUAAUAUUUAGGAUAAACCAAAUCUAUCUUCAAUGUUAAUAGUGCUGCCAACUGCAUGUCAUACAAGUUGAUGGGUUAUGGAGUUCCCUAAAAUUCUUAGCUCUGCCUUGACUAUUUCUUCUACAACUUUUUAUGUAACACAAUGUUAUUGUCCAAAUCAUCAGAAUUUGUAAAUAUGAUGUUAACUUCUAAAAUAUUUAAUAUACAGUUGAAAGUCGAAUUGUGAAGAUUUAUAUACUAAAGUACUGAAUUUGUUUCCUUUGUCCGAAGACUGAUCUCUAAUACUAGCUAAUUAUUCGACUUGUAAAAGCUAAUAGUAACGAUGUUGACUGCAAGUCGAGCAUCUGCCACUUUAUGAUCGGGACUGUUUGUCUAUGGUGGAGGAGCUGAGUACUGCGACUGGCCACAUAUUCAUGUGAAUGUACCUAGUAGUGUACCAUUUUAUACAUAUGAGUUGAACAAGGGAUUAUUUUGAUCAAGCUCACGAAAAUGCAAUGCUCUUAAUUAAUGUUUUAUAAUAAUAGUCAUUGUAAAUAGUUACAAAUAUGUAAGAGAGAUGGCACGUCGCAUCCGAUGUGUUCAUAUUUUGUAAAUAAUUCAGUUUAUAUAAAUUAGUUAAUAUUUAGAGAUUGACUAUAUUUGUAAAUUACGUUGUAAUAAUUUGAGUGUCCCUAUAGAGUAUAUUCGAUUGUUUCUCUAUGAUCACUGUCACAAAUCACAAUUUGCAUUUGAGAGUCCCAGUUUUUGAAAAAAGUUCAAAUUGGAAGGGUUGUAUAAUUGUUUUUGCAUAAUUCUAAAAGUAAUGUUUUUUUAAUCGAGUCAGAUGAGUGACGCAUGGGUGGGUGCUGGGAGCUGUGGCUGUGGCCUGAUACAUGCAGCUUGCAGACGAUUGUUGACGUUGUUCAUCACUUGGACGAUUGUAUUCUCUUGUAUGUAUACACUGACUAUGUUUGUAGAGCUUUGUGCCUUCAACGCACCGACAAUUUAAUGAUAGAAGAGAAUAUAUUUGUGUGUCGUAAGUGAUUUAUUUAUAGUGUAACUGUUAACAGAACCGUAAGGGACUAUUAUUUUGUAAGAUACAUGAUAUGUCGCUCCUUAUGAAGGUUGUAAGUCCACAUAACGUAACUUUUGUGUUAUUUAUAUCUUAACAAUUUUAUUAUGAUAUUUAAAACAAGUUGAAGUAUAGAUUAAACAUAGAAAGAGUAACUUAAUAUUUGUAACUUUGUAAGUUUGCCUGUAGCCUAGCCCCGAUGUGGUACUGUUGAUGCAAUAAGAUAAAAGCAUUACUACUGCAUAUCAUGUUAUAAGGUUCAAUUGAGUGUGAUAUUCAAGUGGAUUGUCUUACUGUUUGUGUCUGCUCAAUUGGUUUCAACAAAGUACAUUUUCAAUGAAAUCGGUAAAUUUGUAAACUAAAAGUUUGUUUUCUACAUAGGCAACAAUAUUAUUAUAAUGGUCGAAAUGUCUAUGCAGCUUUACUUUGUCUAGUGGAGUAUGAAAAUAUUUUUUUACUUUGUACAGAAUGUUAUAAAUGUGAUACAUAAUUUUUGACAUAAUUAGAAAUUGUGAUUUAGUAAGGUGUGUAGUUUAUAAAAAAAUAUAAAAAAAACUCGCUUUACUAAAUAAAUGAUACUAUUCUACAGCUAUGUAAUGUUGUUUUCCCACGUUUUUAUAUUUGGGUACUUAUAUAUUCUAAGCUGUUGUACCUAUUGCUAGUAAAAUUAAAUUUCAGGAAAUUGAAUGUUUCGGCCCGGUAUUGUCAGACCUCUGUAUCCCACCAAUGCUGUGAAUCAUUUGCUUCCUGAGAAAUAAACAACCAAAAUCUACAA